Nothoprocta perdicaria is the source of this 3162-nucleotide messenger RNA. It is a transcript of the gene PATZ1, whose product is annotated as POZ/BTB and AT hook containing zinc finger 1. Lineage: Eukaryota; Metazoa; Chordata; Aves; Tinamiformes; Tinamidae. Gene Ontology annotation, cellular component: nucleus. The record is from RefSeq and is a predicted model, not a curated record. Gene Ontology annotation, molecular function: RNA polymerase II cis-regulatory region sequence-specific DNA binding; protein binding; DNA-binding transcription factor activity, RNA polymerase II-specific. The transcript has 6 exons. Bases 1 to 2142 code for a protein of 713 amino acids. Gene Ontology annotation, biological process: negative regulation of transcription by RNA polymerase II; regulation of immune system process; regulation of cytokine production.
AUGGAGCGGGUGAGCGAGGCCGCCGCCUGCGGCCCCUCGGCCGGCUGCUACACGUACCAGGUGAGCCGGCACAGCGCCGACAUGCUGCACAGCCUCAACCAGCAGCGCAAGAACGGCGGCCGCUUCUGCGACGUGCUGCUGCGCGUGGGCGACGAGAGCUUCCCAGCACACCGCGCCGUGCUGGCCGCCUGCAGCGAGUACUUCGAGUCGGUGUUCAGCGCACAGCUGGGUGACGGGGCCGCCGGUGGUGGCACGGAGGCCGGGGCAGCAGAGGCGGCGGCGGCCGGUGGAGCAGCGGCGGCCAGCACUGGCGGCGGCGGGCGGGAGCUGGAGAUGCACACCAUCAGCUCCAAGGUCUUCGGCGACAUCCUGGACUUCGCCUACACAUCGCGCAUCGUGGUGCGGCUGGAGAGCUUCCCCGAGCUCAUGACGGCGGCAAAGUUCCUGCUGAUGCGUUCCGUGAUCGACAUCUGCCAGGAGGUCAUCAAGCAGUCCAACGUGCAGAUCCUCGUGCCUCCCACACGCCCUGACAUCAUGCUGUUCCGCCCAGGCGCCACCGACCUUGGCUUCCCGCUCGACAUGACCAAUGGCGCCAGUUUGGCGCCCAACGGCAACGGCAUUGCUGGAAUGCCCGAAGAUGAGGCCACGCGGGCUGCGCUCUCCGCCGCACAGUCCUCCCUGCCCGUUCUCCAGGGUGUCGACCGCUUGCCCAUGGUGGCAGGACCCCUGUCCCCACCGCUGCUGGCCUCGCCCUUCCAGAAUGUCGCUGCCAACACCCCCGCUUUGAGCACCAAGAGGGGCAGAGGACGUCCUCGUAAGGCCAAUCUCUUGGACUCCAUGAUGUUUGGUACCCCGGGGGGCCUGCGAGAGGCAGGUAUCCUGCCUUGCGGCCUCUGUGGGAAAGUGUUUACAGAUGCUAAUCGUCUUCGUCAGCACGAGGCUCAGCAUGGGGUGACAAGCUUGCAGCUGGGCUACAUAGACAUCCCGCCCCCGAGACUGGGUGAGAAUGGUGUCCCUGGUCAGGAUGACCCAGAUGCACCCCGAAAAAGAAGCAGGACAAGGAAACAGGUGGCCUGUGAGAUCUGUGGCAAGAUUUUUCGGGACGUGUACCACCUGAAUCGGCACAAGCUGUCGCACUCUGGUGAGAAGCCAUACUCUUGUCCCGUGUGUGGGUUACGGUUCAAGCGGAAAGACAGGAUGUCCUACCACGUUCGAUCCCAUGAUGGCUCAGUGGGAAAGCCCUACAUCUGUCAGAGCUGUGGAAAAGGCUUCUCCAGGCCAGACCACUUGAAUGGACACAUCAAACAGGUGCAUACCUCAGAGAGACCUCACAAGUGUCAGCAGGAAAAUGGCAGCCACCAUGGAAUAAGCUCAGAGACAUCCACAACCAUAGAAAAGUUGAAACUUCAAGAGACCUGUAACGCUUCCUUUGCCACUCGUGACCGACUGCGCUCACACCUAGCAUGUCAUGAAGACAAAGUUCCCUGCCAGGUGUGCGGGAAGUACUUGAGGGCAGCAUAUAUGGCAGAUCAUUUGAAGAAACAUAGUGAAGGACCAAGCAAUUUCUGCACUAUCUGUAACAGAGGUUUCUCCUCUGCCUCCUACUUAAAGGUCCAUGUUAAAACCCACCACGGUGUUCCCCUUCCCCAGGUCUCCAGGCACCAGGAGUCCAUCCCGAAUGGGGGAGCAGCGUUCCACUGCGUCAGGACCUAUGGCAUCAAAGAAGGCCAGAAAUGUUCACAUUCGGACCCGAUUGAGAGUUCUGAUUCAUACGGAGACCUCUCUGACACCAGUGACCUCAAGACUCCCGAGAAGCAGAGCACCAACGGGUCCUUCUCCUGUGACAUGGCAGCCAGCAAAAACAAAAUGGAGACGGAGGGAGAGAAGAAGUACCCUUGCCCCGAAUGUGGCAGCUUUUUCAGAUCAAAGUCUUAUCUGAACAAACAUAUACAGAAAGUUCACGUCAGGGCCCUUGGUGGCCCACUGGGGGACCUUGGUCCUGCUCUGGGAUCCCCCUUUUCACCCCAACAGAACAUGUCUCUCCUGGAGUCCUUUGGGUUUCAGAUCGUCCAGUCUGCAUUUGCAUCAUCCCUAGUGGAUCCAGAGGUCGACCAGCAACCAAUGGGGCCAGAGGGGAAAUGAGAUCAGCUUGACCUUAACAGAGCAAAGCAGCAAUCUGGCUAUAAUGAUAAGAUGCUGUGAAUGAAAGAGAAAAUAAUGAAAUUUUGUUCUAUAGCUGAGAAUUUUUUAUUCAUUUUAGCUUCCCUCUUUGUCUCAUGCCCCACCCCACCUUGAAACCUUCACUGAUGAGAGGGAGAAGAGGCUUCUUAGCUGAUGAAUUACAAAGGAUUGUGACCUUGAAUAGGAGACGUGGUAUAAGACAUCAAGUAGAGCUUCUGAGGGGCCUGUCGGUGUUCCAUCAUGAUCUUCUAGAGUAAACAAAGUUGUCAGCAAUGAUCUGAAAAUUAGAGACAGUCCUAGUGACCUGGACACCUGGGGAGCUACAGUUUAUGCGUUUGUUCUCUCUCUAUUCCCCACCUUCCCUAACCUACCCGAGAAAAACACAGUAAGUUUUAAAAAUAGACCCAUUAUUGACUGAAUAAAACAUUAAGGGAAAAAAAAGCCCCAUGGUACCUAGCAGGUUACAAUGCAGUUGUCCUUUUAUAAACAGAAAGAUUUUAAGAAGGUGAGAGAAUUUGAACCCCCUUCUGCCUUUUGUGAGGCUGUGAGUGCAACAGCAGGACUGAACUGCUGAGGAAAAAUCACCAUUCAGAACAGGUUGGUUUUGUUACUUUUAACCAUUAAACUUGCUGUCAGUUUUUUAAUUCUCUAUUAUUAUUAUUAUUUUAGGACCUGUUGUAGUGAAUUGCUACUGAAAAGCCGGUCUAAGGCGAUAUACAGAGCACUCUUAAAGCAGCAGUCACAUUAGGGUUAGUAUUAAUUUUUUUUUAGAUGUAUCAUAAUUAAUAACUUGGCUAGUUGAUUGUUUUAAGUCUAUGGAAGAAAUAGUUUUAUGCAAAAAAAGAAAAAGUAAGCAAGAAAAAAAUACCAUUGCAGUCUGCUUGACUGGUGCUCCUUUUUCAUGUGGGGACCUAGAGUAUAAACAUGAUGAGCUAUUGGGUAAACUCUAUGUACCACUGACUUGUUUAGUGUGAAUAAACC